CGGAAAGUACGCGAUGAUAUAGAAAAGUAUGGAGAUGUUGUAAAAUGCUUUUUGUGAUAAAUUCCAACACAAAUUUACGUAACAGGGCCUAUAUUGUUUUCUGUUAAAUUUAUUACCAUUUUAUGAAAAUGAAAGUAGCAACCGGAUGUAAACAAAUAGCGCGGGAAGUAAAAAUGGCGACAGAUUCCAUGUACUUAGAUAAUUUAGAAGAAUAUGUCAAUGAUGAGGGGAAGAUUGUCACAUACAAAUGGGUUAGUCUGAAUCUACAUGUUCAUGUCAAUGAAGCCAAACAAAUGCUGUAUACUUUUGUGGAGGAACAGAGAAAGAAGAAGGUGGACAUUACCGCGACUUAUUUUGUGUCCGGAAUCUCCAGACCUGUAAAUGGCUGCCAGACAUACACAUGUACUGUUGUACCAGAAGAGGAACUGGACAGUUACAAGAAUUCUUUAACCACCAUUCACAGCAUCCAUGUGUACAGUGUCCAGAAAGCCACGUUGAAGGAUUCUAAUUCACUAUAUCUAGCUGAUUAUGACUGUGUCAAAGAAAAUCUGUGUGAUCUUCACAAGUACAGUUCAAUCAAGUAUGUCAAGGCCAAGCAAACUUCUGAUGUGCGGGGACCGCCAGUGAAAACUGUGAAGGCAGAACCAAAUGUCAGUGGGAAUACAGUCUCGUCAGCUAAUGGUCACGUGACAUCAGGAACCAAAAAAGAACCAAAGAAAGGUGGUAUUGCGAGCAUGUUUGCAAACGCUACCAAAAAAACCGAGGACAAAAAAUCAGUGGAAGAUAAAACUGAAAUUAACGGGUCCAAGGACAAAAAACCACAAAAGGAUUCCAAGAAAGGUGGUGUUGCCAAUUUCUUUGCCAAUCACACAGGUAAGAAAGGUGUCCCACAGAAAAAGGAUGUGGAGAAAGAAGAGGAUGAGAGGGAAAAUGAACGGAAAAACAAUUCACAGCCCAAAAAAAAUGAUAAAGGAAAAAGACCCAAGAAGACCCGAGACGUAGAUUCAGAUGAAGACGGCACUAAGAAGAAAAGAAGAAGAAUCAGAAUGGAGAUAUCUGACAGUAGUGAAGAAGGUAAACUUAGAAUGGAGAUAUUUGAGAGUAAUGAAGAAGGUAAACUUAGAAUGGUGAUAUCUGACAGCAGUGAAGAAGGUAAACUUAGAAUGGAGAUAUCUGACAGCAGUGAAGAAGAGAUGGACUAUGAAAGCCCUGUCCCUAGUCCUGUCCCCAGCCCUACAAGGGAACCCUCACCAGUCCCAGAUACACCUGAGAAAGACAGUCCCAAGAAGGUGGACAAUUCGGAAAAGCCAGCACAGAAUACAGAAAGGCGGAGAAAGCGUGCACGGAAGUUGGUUCCCAAAACAUUUAUGGAUGAAGAUGGUUACAUGGUGACAGAGAAGGUCUGGGAGAGUGACUCCACGGAUGCCUCGGAUACAGAGCCGCCGCCGGUUAAGGAGCCACCCCCUGUCAAGGAUCUGUCUAAAGCUGGCUCACCACAGAAAAAGAAACCCUCACCUAAGAAGAAGUCUCCGCCUUCUGCAGGAAACAGGAAACAGAUGUCCAUAUCGUCCUUCUUCACAAAGAAAUCCUAGCUUGUUGGUGGACACAUCCUAGAGCUGGUGUUUUCCUUAUAUAGUCAUCAUGUAUUACAGACUAGUCUAAUUUAUUGACUUGUCUUGUUAAGUCUUAGUGCUAAUAAACUGUAUGUCACUUAU
Ostrea edulis (European flat oyster) is the source of this 1715-nucleotide messenger RNA. RefSeq names its product DNA polymerase delta subunit 3-like. Lineage: Eukaryota; Metazoa; Mollusca; Bivalvia; Ostreida; Ostreidae. Gene Ontology annotation, biological process: DNA synthesis involved in UV-damage excision repair; DNA strand elongation involved in DNA replication; DNA replication. The record is from RefSeq and is a predicted model, not a curated record. The transcript has 14 exons. The coding region runs from base 123 to 1592 and encodes 489 amino acids. Gene Ontology annotation, molecular function: DNA-directed DNA polymerase activity. Gene Ontology annotation, cellular component: delta DNA polymerase complex; nucleus.